This is a messenger RNA of Cladophialophora psammophila CBS 110553, 636 nucleotides long. RefSeq lists its product as uncharacterized. Lineage: Eukaryota; Fungi; Ascomycota; Eurotiomycetes; Chaetothyriales; Herpotrichiellaceae. The record is from RefSeq and is a predicted model, not a curated record. The transcript has a single exon. The coding region runs from base 1 to 636 and encodes 211 amino acids.
AUGCCAGUCACUCAGCUGUCCCAGCUCAAGCCGGGCCAAUUUGUUUCGAUCGUCCUCAAAGCGGACCAAAGGACCGGACGACAAGUUCAAGGCACCGUGUCCCAACUUCUCACCCGCCACAAUCAUCCUCGAGGGAUCAAGGUCAAAUUGGCCGACGGCCGAGUCGGACGUGUCCAACAGAUUCUCACCCAAGCGCAACCUUUGUCGCACGGCAGGAUGUCGUCGAAUAACCCCUGGGCAAGCGCCGAAAGCCAGGGGAACCCUUACACUUCUCCCACCUCCAACCAACAGAACCAAGGCGCAGCGCAAUCCUACUAUCAGUCCCGUCCUUCGCAGAACCAGUCACAGCAAUAUCAGCAAUCACAGCAACAUUCAGCCACGCCGGCGCAAGGAAUCAACCGCUCCGACACCGAACAGCUGUUGGCGCAGCAGAGCGACCGAGCAGAACAAGUCGAGCACAUGCAGCAGUACGAAGCGAAUGCUCCACAAACAGAGGACGACAGGAUCCAAGCGCAGCUCCAGCGAGAGUUCCCGAACAUUGACAGCAGUUUAAUAGCUGCAAUCUACAAUGAGAGAAAAGGGCAGGGCGACCUCGGCGAGGUCCGGGAGUUGUUGCAAGAAUUGAAUACCAAUUGA